UUACUGGGUGUAAACACGGCUUCAGACAUGUUACUGGGUGUAAACACGGCUUCAGACAUGUUACUGGAUUUAAACACGGCUGGUAAUGGUGUUACUGUAUCAGGUGAUAUGAAAACUGUAACCGUGUCAGUAAUAAACCAGCGACGGCCAGAAACACCAGAGAGAUUUCAGUAUAAUCAGGUUUUAAGCUCCAGGAGUUUCUCCUCAGGGCGACAUUACUGGAAAGUGGAGGGCAGUGAAUCAGGAGGAUGGGCGGUAGGGAUGGCCUAUCACAGUAUAGACAGGGAAGGAGAUCAGUCAGGGAUUGGAUUUAAUAACAAGUCCUGGGGUUUGGGGUGGGGGUAUAAUAAGCAGUAUUUUGUUAGACAUGAACGUAAUAAAAUCCAGUUACCUCACCCCCCUUCCAGCCGGAGAUUCGGGAUAUUCCUGGACUACGAGGCCGGGCGGCUGUCGUUUUAUGACCUGUGUGACCCCAUCAGACACUUACACACCUUCACUGCCACCUUCACUAAGCCGCUUCAUCCUAUAUUCUGGGUAUAUGGGGGUAAUGUCUGGCUGAGAAUGUAUUGAAUGAUUUAUUAAUCUAAUUAAAGAGAUUAAGCUGGAAAUCCCGGAGUGGGAAUCAGGAGCCGGUAAUACUGAUCUGGGUGUGGACGGAGCAUCACAACAAAUUUAGCCCCGCCCACUUGAACUGGGUGUGGGCGGAGCCUGUUACUAAGCAACAGCUGCCCUGUGUGUCACUGUGUGUGAUUGUGGGUGAAUUUUACCAACAUUAAAGCAGAAUUACUCAAUACAGAAAAACGUCUCUAUAAUUAAACUGCAUUCACAGCUUGUAUCCUGCAUUUUAGAGGUUGUUUUUUAAUUCACUGAUUAAAUCCGUGUGUUUGUGAGUUUGUGUUGUCUGAGGGUGAUGAGAAUUUUAUUGCAUCUGAAAUGUCAGUUACUGGCAGCCUCUGGUACUGGUAGCUGUUCUGGACUUCAACUCCCAUCAUGUGUUUUACGCCUGCACUAUGUGUGUGAAUGUGUGUUAGUGUGUGUCACCUUGUCAGUGUUUGUCAUUAUGUGUGUUAGUGUGUGUGUGUGUCAUAAUGUGUGUUAGUGUCUGUGUCAUAAUGUGUGUUAGUGUGUCAUAAUGUGUGUUAGUAUGUGUGUCACCAGUGGCGUACAUACCGGUAUGCAUGCCAGUGUGCCCACAUUUUGCCAGCCUCUUCUCAGGAGCUGGUCACCUCAGGGUCUCCCCGAGGCUGGCAAUGGCUUCAGUUUGCCAGCAGCCGGGAUGUGAGUGUGUAUGUGUGUUAGUGUGUGUGUGUCAGUGAGUGUGUUACUGUGUGUGUGUCUGUUAAUGAGUGUGUUAGUUUGUGUGUGUCAGUGAGUGUGUUACUGUGUGUGUUAGUUUGUGUGUGCCUGCUAGUGAGUGUCAGUAAGUGUGUUAGUGAGUGUUACUGUGUGUGUGUCACUGAGUGUGUUUGUGUGUCUGGUAUUGAGUGUGUGUCUGCUAAUGAGUGUCAGUGAGUGUGUGUGUUACUCAGUGUGUUAGUUUGUGUGUGUCUGUUAGUGAGUGUGUGUUUGUCAGUGAGAGUGUAUGUUUUGUGAGUGUGUAUGUGUGUAUGUCUCUGAGUGUGUGUCUGUCAGUAAAUGUGUGUGUCUGUUAGCUAGUGUGUAUGCGUCUGUUCGUGAGAGUGUGUAGUUAAAACUCCUUCAGCACCUACCUUGUUUCAGUGCCAGGCUCCCUUGGCGCUGGGGAUCUCUCCACCCCGAU
This is a messenger RNA of Pelobates cultripes (western spadefoot toad), 1759 nucleotides long. The record is from the annotation of a GenBank genome assembly. Lineage: Eukaryota; Metazoa; Chordata; Amphibia; Anura; Pelobatidae.